AUGGGCAGAUUCAAAAUUGCAUCAUUUUCAAUACUAUUUGCACUUCUUUUCAUCAAUACCAUUCAAUCUUCUUACGGGUUAUCAGUGUCAUGUAUGAUAGAUUACGAUUAUGGUGGUGCCCCUGCAGUUUACGAAUCUCAAGAGUGUCCGCAAUGGGUUCUCUCUAAUGGAUCUCUUCAAAAUCAGAAUCUCAACAACUGCCAGUUUGCCACACUCCAAGGACGCAGGGAGUAUCAAGAAGACCGUGUAGUAUGUGAUCUUGAUAUGAAACUACCCUUGCUAAAGAACAACUCUCUUGAUUUUGAAGACGAUGUAGUUGGUAUUUUAGCAGUUUUUGAUGGGCAUGGUGGAGAGUUACCUUUGAGUGAUUAUAAAGCCAUUAAGUUGGGGACUUUAAGAGAAGCAUUGUCGAAGACAAUUUUUGACAUUGAUCUUAAGUUUACUCAGGAGGCUAUUAAGAACAACUAUUUCUCAGGCUCUACUGCCAAUGUGGUUCUUUUGUAUGAUGGGCAGAUUUUAGUUGCCAAUGUAGGUGAUUCCAAGGCUCUUCUCAUGUCAGUGAAAAUUCUUUCUGCAAGUCUCUCAACUACAGAACUGACAUAUGAUCAUCACCCAGAUAGGGAAGAUGAAACGGCAAGAAUUAAAGCAGCUGGUGGUUCUGUUAUUUUAUGGGGUGUGCCUAGAGUGAAUGGAAUCCUUGCCAUGUCUCGGUCCAUUGGUGACGUAGCCUUAAAAAGGUUCGGUGUUAUAGCCGAGCCUGAGUUUACAGGUUGGAGAGUUUUAACCGCUAAUGAUAGGUAUUUGGUGGUAGCAUCUGAUGGUAUGUUUGAGAGCUUGACACCACAAGAUGUAGCUGAGCUGAUAUUUGAAUGGAAUUUAGUUCCUGAAAGGAGGAGAGAAUCAAAACUUCCACUUUCAUGCAUGUUUUCUGAAUCGCUGGCUGAGUGUGUAGUAACAACUGCAUAUGACAAAAGGCAGUCGUGA
Dovyalis caffra is the source of this 984-nucleotide messenger RNA. The record is from the annotation of a GenBank genome assembly. NCBI's taxonomy places the organism in Eukaryota, Viridiplantae, Streptophyta, Magnoliopsida, Malpighiales, Salicaceae.